Sphenostylis stenocarpa is the source of this 594-nucleotide messenger RNA. The record is from the annotation of a GenBank genome assembly. NCBI's taxonomy places the organism in Eukaryota, Viridiplantae, Streptophyta, Magnoliopsida, Fabales, Fabaceae.
AUGGAAGAAGGAUUGGAAAAGAGGUACCCCAGUUAUGUCCCAUCUGAAUUGGUGAGUUGUUCUUCAAAAGCUUGCAAUGUGACGAACCAAUACUAUUGUUAUUUGAUGGAGUUGAAGCAAGAUUACAAUUGUUAUUUGGAGUUGAAGCAAGAUUACAGGUAUGAGGUGUCCGUUCAUGAUAUUGUACUUGCAAUUAGGACUGAACUUCACUCAGAAAUCAUACACACCUUAUCAGCCACAUCAUUUGAUGUGAAAAGGGGAAAAUUGCAUCUCAACCUCACAUCUGCAGGAACCAUUCAACUUAGCCCAGAAAAGGUUGAGAAAUGUAGAAGAUUUCAGACUACCCUGUUUAGGAUCCUGCUGAAUAAGGAGGUUAAUAAGUUAACGAGUGCUUCAGAUGAUUUCAGUUUGGGAGAUAAUCCUGAGAUUGAUUAUCUUGUGCUCCCAGCCACCGUUAAACACCAGAGACCAUCAAAUUCAAUUAUUGAUAUGACGUGGUUGAAACUAAAACAUCCUCUGCAUGGUUUUUGGGAGGCGCAGACCAUGAUGUUUCAUUAUAAAUGGAGUAGCUUGGUUCUACCUUAUGUAGCUUAA